GCGUCCUGAUCGAGUUUGCCAAAUCCCCCGUUAGAUGGCGGGAGAUGAAAAAAAAUUUCCUAUUGAUUAGAAAGUCUAUUGGUUAAUUUAUUUCGUGUCCAUUUUGACAUACAUGAGAUGUUGAGAAGACCGAUCAAAAUUAAAUUAUGUCGACAGAGGAAUCAACACCUCCUGCUAUGGAUGUAGAUACCGCGAGCGAUAACACAUCUAUAGAUGACAAAAUAGAUGAUUUUUGUGAAAAUCCAACUAGGGAUGCUCUGACAGAAGGUUUAAUGAGUUUACUGAAGCCAACCGUCGAUCAGUUGGAUGAAAGAAUUCGUGCUACGAGAAUAUGUCAGAUAGAAUUGAAGCAGCGUAUUGAAUCACUGACAGACGUAUUAACGAGAAUCAACGAGGCUCUUCAGUCCCCGUUCGAGACUGACUCUUACGUUAAGAAGCUUAUAAAUGCUAAGCAAAAAAUAACAGUUGUAAGCAACAUCUUACAAACGACUCAGGAACGAAUAAAUAAACUUCAUCAGGCUGUAGAAAGAAAUACGGCAAAGAGAAAGGCGUUAUUGGAUCAUAGUUCUAUGUAUAGUAGUACUUCCAGUAUACAAGAAAAAGAAGAAGGUGGAGAAAAUUAAAUAUUAGCGCAUUAAAAGAUUCUCUUGUCGUUGUAUUCCUGUCAAAGGGAAUAAUUCGGAUACGAUUGAUUUAUAUGUUUCCUUGGACUUUCUUGUUAAAUGAUAAUGGAUACUCCUAUAGUAAAACUCUCCGACGAGGAUCUUGAAACUGUUUAUGAACCGG
Messenger RNA from Vespa mandarinia (Asian giant hornet), 786 nucleotides. RefSeq names its product SNAP associated protein (gene Snapin). Lineage: Eukaryota; Metazoa; Arthropoda; Insecta; Hymenoptera; Vespidae. Gene Ontology annotation, molecular function: SNARE binding. The record is from RefSeq and is a predicted model, not a curated record. Gene Ontology annotation, biological process: lysosome organization; lysosome localization; intracellular protein transport. Gene Ontology annotation, cellular component: synaptic vesicle; BLOC-1 complex; BORC complex.